This is a messenger RNA of Phycodurus eques (leafy seadragon), 5058 nucleotides long. It is a transcript of the gene cnot4a, whose product is annotated as CCR4-NOT transcription complex, subunit 4a. Gene Ontology annotation, cellular component: CCR4-NOT complex. Gene Ontology annotation, biological process: protein ubiquitination. The record is from RefSeq and is a predicted model, not a curated record. The transcript has 13 exons. NCBI's taxonomy places the organism in Eukaryota, Metazoa, Chordata, Actinopteri, Syngnathiformes, Syngnathidae. Bases 271 to 2715 code for a protein of 814 amino acids. Gene Ontology annotation, molecular function: ubiquitin-protein transferase activity; metal ion binding; RNA binding.
UAAGAUGGUGGUUUGAGCGUAAAUUGUCUCCUCAAUAGUAAGAAAAGACAGGGGCAAAAAAACACAUUUAUAGCCUUUUAAUUAACACGGAACAACACAUCUACGGUUACCCCAAGUGGCCGCUUCGAGAUAUUUUGACAUUUCCCCACACAUUGGCUCGUAGUCCCCGCCCAAUUCGGUGUGACUCUCUUGGAGUGGAAUCCUAAACUAAAUACGGACAGGUUCUGUGCUCCGCGACCGCUUCAACGCUCAGCCUCGCCGCGACGUAGGAUGUCCCAUAGCCCUGAAAUGAAGGACGACCCCAUGGAGUGCCCCCUGUGCAUGGAGCCGCUGGAGAUCGAUGACGUCAACUUCUUCCCCUGCACCUGCGGCUACCAGAUCUGCCGCUUCUGUUGGCACCGCAUCCGCACAGACGAGAACGGCCUUUGCCCGGCCUGCAGAAAGCCAUACCCCGAGGACCCCGCUGUAUACAAGCCUCUGUCACAGGAGGAGAUCCAGAGGAUAAAGAACGAAAAGAAGCAGAAACAGAACGAGAAAAAGCAGAAGGUGACUGAGAACCGCAAGCACCUGGCCAGCGUCCGAGUGGUCCAGAGAAACCUGGUGUUCGUGGUGGGACUCUCGCAGCGCCUCGCCGACCCGGAGGUCUUAAAACGACCAGAGUAUUUUGGGAGGUUUGGGAAGAUCCAUAAAGUGGUUAUCAACAAUAGUACAUCUUAUGCAGGGUCACAGGGGCCGAGUGCCAGUGCGUAUGUCACCUAUGUCCGCUCAGAAGACGCUCUAAGAGCAAUACAGUGUGUGAACAAUGUGGUGGUUGAUGGCAGAACACUCAAGGCUUCUUUAGGCACAACAAAGUACUGCAGUUACUUCCUCAAAAGUAUGCAGUGUCCUAAACCUGAUUGUAUGUAUCUACAUGAGCUAGGAGAUGAAGCAGCUAGCUUUACUAAAGAUGAAAUGCAGGCAGGGAAACAUCAAGAGUAUGAGCAAAAACUCCUCCAAGACCUGUAUAAAAUAAACCCUAGCUUUCUACAACCUCCAGUAUGUGGAACAGAAAAGUCAAAGAGUAAAUCAGGCUUAACACAAAGACAAAACAGUAGCAAUGGUAAAGAUGGGUGGCCCACGUUGUCAGGGCAUACCAAACUAGCCAAUGGCCUUUCAGAGGACCGCAAAUCCCCUCCGCUGCUAGACUAUCUAGACCAAGAGGGUCUCCCCUCAGAUGGUCUUGAUACAGACAUCGGUCCUGGCCAGUGCACUGCCAUGUCCCCCUUCUCCUCAAACUGUGACAGCAACAGCAGCCCCAGUGACAAGCCUUCAGACUCAAUUGGUAUGGUGAAUGGAGAUACUUUCCAACAGAUGCCCACCAGUGACUCCCCGUCCCCUCCCCCGGGUUUAACCAAGCCCAGCUUGGUGGUCCCCAUCAGCGUGUCAGACCCCACAGCCCGCUCGCCCUUCGAGGGCGCGGCGGCCGAGUCGCAGUCGCUUUUUUCGGACAACAGCAAUUUCAGACACCCCAACCCCCUCCCCACCGGUCUGCCCCCAUUUCCCACCGACCCCCGCAGCUCUGACUGGCCCAUGACUCCUGAACCACAGAGCCUAUUCACGUCAGUCGCUCCUCCAGUAACGUCCAUGUUUGCUCUCGCGGCAGACACGAUACCAGUGUCGUCGUCCACAGACUGGCAGGCGGCCUUUGGCUUCGGCUCGUCCAGCAAACAGCAGGACGACGACCUGGGCUUUGACCCGUUUGACGUCACUCGCAGAGCGCUGGCCGACCUCAUCGAGAAGGAGCUGUCCGUGCAGGAUCAGAGCCCCGCCUCCCUGGUGCCUCUCGCCCAGGGGAGCAAUCACGCACCUGGUCUCCCGCCCCCCAACGGCAACGCAGCCAACUCUCACCAUUUCCCUGGCGCCCUGCCCCGCAUCCCCCAGGUCCACCACAGAGCAAUCUACAAUUCCUUCAGUUUCCCCGGCAGUCAAAGCAGUCAGGCCAGUCAGCAACAGCAGCAGCAGCAACAGCAGCAAGCCGCCAGACACCCCUGGAUGGGCAUCCCUUCGCGGAAUAACCUCACACACUUGAACCACUCAGCCAGUGCUGCCUCACACAGUAAUUUCCUGGACCUGAAUCUGCCUCAUCAGCACAGCACAGGUCUGGGAGGGAUCCCCAUCUCAGAAAACAGCAGCUCUAUAGAAGGCCUAAAUGUGAAAGAGUGGCAAGAUGGCCUUAGAGCUCUCCUGCCCAACAUCAACAUCAACUUCGGGGGCCUUCCAAACUCCUCUUCCUCCUCGUCCUCCUCAUCCUCAAACAGUGUCAACCACAUCGGCGGGCCGGCAGGCAUUUCACACAGCCUGAGCUGGGACAGCACAGCUAGCUGGAUGGACCCUGCAAUCAUCACAGGCAUCCCGGCCUCGGCGGGCGCCAGUUUAGACUGUCUCCACGACGACAACCCCCCGCACUGGCUCAAGUCCCUGCAGGCGCUCACAGAGAUGGACGGUCCAGCCAGCUCUGCGGCGCCCGCCCUCCAGCCCCUCCACAGCGGCAUCCUGGACGGCCACCUGCCCCUCCACCACAGAGCCGCCGCCGGCUGGGGCCCCUACCUGCCCCCCGCCACAGCCGCCCCCGUCAGCCAGUUCCACUCCCCCCCGCCAGGCUUCCAGACCGCCUUCAGACCCCAGGGACAGCCCGCUACAGAGUUGCUACAGAGUGCCACCGUGGACCGCCACUGAAUACAGACUACACCCUUCCAUUUCCCCCACUCUUCAUGUACCCCUGCACCCCCACCCCUCAAAAGCGAAACACAUCAAUCUGCAGAGUAUGAAAAAUGAUUAACAAAGUAACAAAUAUGCUUUCUUUUGGUCCACUGUUUUUUUCCCCUCUUUUUGUUUGUGGCACACAAAUGAUCCAUAACCUUUGUCUGCUACCAUCACCACUCCUUAGAUGUAGAUUUGGGGGGGGGGGUUGCAUUGGGAGGGGGGGAUCCAGUAUAGCACUGAGGACCCCAAAAACUGACAAAGAUUCAAUUAAGCUUAAGUGAGGGUCGUCUUUCUAAACGUAACUAACGAUGAAAUGUAAACUGUUGACCAGUCGGCGCAGCCCCCUUUUUCUUUUCUUUUUCCCCCCCCUCCCCUCCCCUUUUCUUUGAGGGGCGGAGCAAGCUGUGAAUCAAGGAUGAUAGUCGUCACUUGGCUUUAUCGCUUGCUGAGGGACGACAACACGGACUAGGGUUUCGGGCAGUACAGGGCGCAGGCUAUGCACAGGGCUCGCCGUACGGUGGGGCACCAAAAGGCCCACUGGCUCGAGAGGCCUGGUGGCCCACAUUCCCUCUAGUGCAGGGCUCCCACCGGGGACAUUUUUGCCGAACCUCUGUAUCAGAGGGUAGAGCAGUGCCCGAUUGCAGGGGAGGGGCUGGUAGGAGGGGGGAGUCUGGCCCCCCCGUGGGAGAUGGUGGCACAUAUCCUGAGCACGAGGGUUAGACUCCUUACUCACAGUGCCACCGUGUGGUACCUACAGUAGCCUAGCCCUAACAUGGACAGCCACCAAGUAGAUAAAAGGAAAACUAAACGCAGGAGGAUUUAAGUUCUAACUCGGGCGGUGAGGACGGGGGCAAUGGGAGCCUCCCCCAACCCACCCCACCUUGUCGAUCUGCGAGGGCUUAAUCGAGGCCUUAAUGUGGAGUGAAGACAGAACAGAGCUUGAGUGCAUGUAGGAAGCGAGGUCCCAUGUCAAUGAUUGCAAUAUGCAGACCCACACAUUGUGGGGGGGGGGGGGAUUUUAAAUUGUGGCACACUAUAGAUGAAACAUGCGUAUAAAAUAAUACUUUGUGUCCGCACAAUACUCAAUUGGGGCUGCAAGUUGCUAAUAUGUUGCCACAAAUUAGUAAUCAUGUCAGUGAAAUGUUAAUGUGUUGCUGCAAAUUAUAUAUAACGAGCACAAAACAGUCAUUUGUGUACAUGAAAUACUAGCAAAACGUUUGUUUGUGGCUGCGAAAUGCUAGUUUGUUACCAAAAAAAAUGCUCAGUUGUGGUCCGACUGGGGCAUAACGUGUGCAAGAAAUACUAAUUUUGCAUAAUACUAAUUUUGAAAUAGUGAAAUAGUAAUUUGUGGCUGUUAAUUACUACAAUUUGCCUGCAAAAUGCAAAUUUGUGGCUAUGAAAAGUGCAUUACUGGCCUUGAAAUGUUCAUUUGCGGUGACAAAAUGGGUAUAAUGUGCACGCGACAUAAUUUGGUUGUGACCUCCAAAUUCUAACUUGUGGCCACGAGAUGCUCAUUUGUGGUUGCGAUAUGACCAUGAAUUAGGUAUGACAUCUGCACAAAAUGCUUAUUUUUAAUUACAAAACAGUCAUUUGUAACCGCAAAGUCAUAAAAUGAUAACCUGUGGCCACAAAAUGUGAAUUUGUGACAUCAGGAUGUCAAUUUGUGGUUGCAGAUUAGGUGUAAUUUGCGCACAAAACAAAUUUUGUAGAUUUGACAUGGACAACCAGGUAAGCAAAUGUAGCACACCUUUCCUAGAAACUGCAAAAGACGCCACCCUCUCUACGCGUUUCCCAACCUUUGAGUCACGCCACAUCACAUAAAUUGGAAAAAAAUAAAAAUAAUUGGCACCAAAGGUGGCGAGAAGGUAAUUAUGUACUUUGUGCCAUUUAGUGGAAGCGCAUGUAAUUGUUGUGCCUGUCACAUUUGGUCACUGGCAUUAUGUGCGUCCGUUAUAUAUGCUGACUGCAGUUGAAUUCCCCCAGUCGUGUUGGGGCUCCGUACAUUAUUGGGUGUCACAAAGAAGGGUGCUAAUGCAUAUUACUGUUGUGGUCUAGCUCAGCCCCCCAAGCCCCCAGCCGUCAUUUCACCCAACACCUGCCUUUCUUCUUAUUCUUUUCAAGUCUUAAUAAUUUCUGACCCCAGUUUACUCUCCUUUUACUCUCCCCCCCCCCCCCCAGCCGUUUAAAAGUAUUGACUCACAAUGAUCAAAAUGGAAGAAACCGCCAACAGUCCUGAAAAUGGGUUUUAACGCAAUGCCGUCAGGAGGAAGGAAAAAAAAAAACGACAAAAAUAAACUUGAGGCGCUUAAAAGGAAG